CCCCUUUGGACCGAUAUCGGUGGGGUGGUGUUGCAUUCCCCACCUACCCUGUCUCUCUGUGCUCGUGGUGGGCGGUGUGAGAACUCGAUCAUGAAGAGGAAGGCCGAGUCGCCGGCCCUCGUGCCUUCGCCAUCGAGCGCCGUGGGCUCGUCGGCCGUUGCCGACCGUACAGCAAAUACCCCCGCCGCCGACCCCGAGGCUGCUGGCACUGGCCGUGGUCACAAGCAACAGCCCAAACCGGAGCCAGGAAGCGGCGGCGGCGGCGGCGGUGGUUUCAGUCCGGCGGGCCGCAGCAGCGAUGGUGAGAGCAGCAGCAAGAAAAACAAGAAGAACAAGAAAAAGAGGAAGAAGAUGAAGCUCGAGGACGAGGGAUUGGAGAAGUCAAGUACGGCGACCCCAGCAGCUGCGGCGACGGAGGCGCCCAAAGUAGCAGCAUCAGCAGCAGUGGCUGCUGCUUCCGGGGAGGAAAAAUCAUCUCGUGGAGCGCUGUCGGAAGCUGCCGGUGCUACGGGGUUAGCUGGGAGAAACACGAAGGACAACACCGUGAACGACGGGUCCUCUACACCGGGGGGGGCUGCCGGGGUACCAUCCCCUCCCAAGGAACGACGAAGACUUGGGAAAACCCACGGAAGGGCGCGGAAAGAAGGGAACCCGGGAUCGCGGAACGGCGGCACAGCGGCGGUGGCGGGGCGGCGGGAAGGACAGGGGACAGCAGACUCCCAUCCCCUGGCUCUGGCCCCCGGCGGCCCCGGCCAAGGAAAGCCUCGAAAACACACGCUGUCCAUCGCGAUCCCGGGGUCGGUGGUCGACAACGCUCAGAACCGUGAGCUGAAGACGUACCUGGUAGGAGAGAUCGCUCGAGCAGCAGCGAUAUUCGAGGUCGAUGAGAUCGUGGUCUACGAUGACUUGUCCGUGUCGAGGAAGGGCCAGGGGGGCGUGAGGGACGACUCGGCCAGCGUGGCGGCAGCCGGCGGUUUCAACAGGGGGGGGGGGUCUGCCAACGGAAGCGGCGGCGGUGGCGGUGGUGGAGACAAGAACAACCCGAACGUCUUCAUGGCGCGGCUGCUGCAGUACGCGGAAACCCCGCAGUACCUCCGGAAGCAGCUGUUCCCGAUGCACUCCAGCCUUCGCCUUGCCGGCCUGCUGAACCCGCUGGACGCGCCGCACCACAUGAGGGCGGACGACGCCUGCCCCUUUCGGGAAGGGGUGGUGCUCGACCGGACGAUCAAAAAGGGGGCCGGCUCCUUCGUCGAUAUCGGCAAGCGUAAGGAAGCGCGGAUCGACCGCCCGCUGGACCCUGGGGUGCGGGUGACGGUGAAGCUCGAUAAGGGAGACCCGUGCAAGAAGAACCACAAGGGGAGGGCGGUGCCUCCGUCGGCCCCUCGCGAAGAGCUGGGGCUUUACUGGGGGUACCAGACGCGUCUCGCCAGCGGGAUGGCGGAUUUGCUUGCCGGCUGUCCCUACAAGGGCGGGUACGAUCUUACCGUCGGGACGUCGGAGCGCGGGAACGUAACGGUCGACAGCCCCGACUUCGCGCUGCCGGAGUACCGCCACGCCCUCGUCGUCUUCGGCGGCGUGCAGGGUAUCGAGGCCACCGUGGACGCCGACGAAUCUCUGCAACUCCCCGGGAGCGAGUCUUCCAAGCUUUUCGACAUGUGGGUCAACACCUGCCCUGGGCAGGGCAGCCGAACCAUCCGCACGGAGGAGGCGGUGCUCAUCACGCUGGCGCGGCUGAGGUCCCACGUCCUAGGCAACGGAGUGGCAGCAGCUGCGGUACCUGCCCAAUCGCAGAAAUAAGUAGUUGGAGGUAUCUCGUCGAACCACCUUCAGCUGGUCGAGAAAUCAGACGACGGAAGAGUUAUCGUCAACUGCUUGAUGUCCACGUAAUAGCGGAUGUGGGGUGGCCUGGCCUGCCCUUCGCGGCACCGAUUGCUUUUGUCGAGGGGGUGGGUGGGUGUACUCAUAGUCGUGCAUGCCGUAGUCGUUAGACCAUUGACCUCGCAUCCCUACAAAGCCGGGACGGAGCACGCNGGUGGGUGUACUCAUAGUCGUGCAUGCCGUAGUCGUUAGACCAUCGACCUCGCAGUCGGGGGCGGGGGGGGUUCGAACGAGAUGCGUGUUCGUUGUGUGCGGUGUGCCCGCAGUAUCACGAGGAGGGGAAUCAUUGUGUGGGCCUUGGGUCUUCUAAACCAACACGCCUGCUGCCUUUCCAUCUGCAAUGCCUAACGACAGGGUGAUACAUGUCUCCUACCGGAAUAUGUUUCACAGUUUUUUUCAUCACAGUUUUUUCCCUCUGUUACACCGAGAUGAGGU
Ectocarpus sp. CCAP 1310/34 is the source of this 2313-nucleotide messenger RNA. Lineage: Eukaryota; Phaeophyceae; Ectocarpales; Ectocarpaceae. The record is from the annotation of a GenBank genome assembly.